This is a messenger RNA of Symbiodinium sp. CCMP2456, 1527 nucleotides long. The record is from the annotation of a GenBank genome assembly. NCBI's taxonomy places the organism in Eukaryota, Dinophyceae, Suessiales, Symbiodiniaceae.
AUGCUGCUCUUGUCCUGCUUGCUAGCGGCGUCGGCCGCCGCCCAGGCUCCUGCCGUUCAGCAGGACAGGACCGCAGCCACGCCCGGCGAAACCUACGAAGCCGGGGACCUCUACCUACCCACGAGCAGAGUAUUCGUCCACGUAGGAAAGACGGGCUUCGGACAUGAGCACGGUGUGAUCGGCGCCAUAAGUCAAGGUCGUCUCCUACUCGGAGCGACACACGACGCCGGCGAACUGGUCUUCGACAUGACGAGCUUUGUGGCGGAUACCGACGCCGCCCGGCGAGCGGUGGGGCUCGAGGGCGCCAGCUCCGAGUCAACUCGCCAGCAAGUGAACGCCAACAUGCGGGGCGCGGAAGUGCUGAAUGUGGCUGCUUUCCCGACCGCGCGGUUCGUGAUUGACUCGGCAACCGAGGACCCGCUGCCCGAUCCGUCGGGCGCCAGGCGUUAUCGCAUUAGCGGCAAUCUAACUCUGCAAGCGCAGACGCGUCCCGUGACGUUCAUGGCGGAGGUCGAUGUCAAGAACGGGUGGAACCGGGUUCGCGGCGCUUUCAAGCUCAAGCAGACCGACUUCGGGAUGAAGCCCUACACCAAGGCCUUGGGCGCCGUGGGCGUGGCUGAUGAAAUGAUCGUGAGGGGCGAGUUGUGGGUAGCUCCAACCGUCGGGGCUGCUGCGUUGCGAAAUAACCCGCUAACUUCUUCGAGUGCCGACAUGGAAGUCGCAACCACGAUCCCGCAACGCGUUCUUACACUGUGGACCGUCCGGCGCCCCCUGGGCCUCGCCGUCGGAGUCGCUGUUCACCUGCUGUUCGCUUACACCGUCUGGCGACUUUUUUGGUUCCUUAAGGAAGGCGCCGGUCCAACGACGAGCAGCUCGCUUCUCAUCGAUGCCGCGCUCGCGUUGCAGUUUGCGGUUCCUCAUAGCGCGUUGCUGCACCCCAGUGUUCGUCGGGGGAUCAUCCAAUGGAUCCCGCCGGCGUUUUACGGCUUGUUCUACACGACGGCGUCUUGCCUCUCGCUACUGGCGGUCGUCAUGUGCUGGCAAACGGUGGAACCGAUCCUUUGGAAGACGACGGGAGUUACCCAGACCGUUUGCCUAGUCGCGUUCUAUCUAUCGUGGCUUGCGCUCUGCUACAGCCUGCAUCUGACGGGCAUGGGCCAUCAAACGGGACUCACGCCGUGGCUCGCUUGGGUGCGCGGCAAUCCGACGCCCCGCCGCGAGUUCAAACCGCGUGGUGCGUAUCGUUUCGUUCGCCAUCCGGUCUACCUCAGCUUUAUGGGACUGGUUUGGUUUACUCCUACCAUGACCCUCGAUCACGCGGUGCUGACUGUUAUUUGGACCGUCUACUUGUUCGUAGGGAGCUGGCUUAAGGAUCGUCGAUUGGAGUUCUUUGUCGGAGACGCCUACCGCGACUACCAGCGCCGCGUGCCGGGCUAUCCCUUGAUUGUGUACGGCCCCCUCGGAAGACGCCUAAGACCAGACGACAAUUCUCAUUCGCUGGUCGAGGACACCCAAGUGGCGGCUUAA